AUGUGCCGGGCUGUCCAAGCAAAACUGGGCUCGGUGCCCGAGAAGCGGCGCCAAGGGCUGGGAUGGAGUCGGGCUGGGCGCGCUGAGCUGGGCGGAGGCUCAGAGGCAUUCGGAUCCCCAUACGGAAAAGCAGGCACCAGCAGCCCCGGGGGAUGCAGAGGGGAAAGCGCUGAAGCGGGCUGGGAAAAUCGGCUCCUCUGGGCACGCCUGUGGGUGCACGGUCUGGGGUAUCGCUUUGUGCCCGGCGGGUUGGAAGACUCCACCAGCUCUUCGUGCCGUCCCGUCCUCGUCUGGAUCGGAGAGCGGUCGGGGAUCAUCAGUGAACUUUCUCCCCGCACCCAGGUUUAUCGGGGCAUAACUGCCAGACUUAAAUUGCAUGUAUUUAAGGUGUGCGACGUGACGUUUCGAUGCAGAUACACAUUGCGUAAUGAUCACCGCGAUCGAGCUGAUGAACACAUCCGCCACCUCACGCAGUCGCCUCUGUGCGUGAGAGCAGGCACCACGUGCUCGACUCCCACGUCCAUCGAACACGCAAACAUCCGGGUCAAGAGUUACAACGAGAACUCCAGGGAACGGUAUAUCUGCAACUCUGGUUUCAAGCGUAAGGCUGGUACGUCCAGCCUGACUAAGUGCCUGCGUAAUGAGGACACAAACGUGACCGAGUGGACGAUCCCCAGUCUCAAGUGUGUCAGAGACCGCUCCCUGACUCCCCAAAGGCCACCCUCCACGGUCGCACCGGCCAGGGUGACCCCAGAGCCAGACAGCCCCUCCCCUUCUGGAAAAGAGCCCGCUUUCUCUUCCAAGUCGGACGUCGCAGUGGCCACAAAGCAGGCCGUCGUACCAGGCGCGGGGCUGAUGCCAUCGGAGCCUCCUUCUGCAGGAGGCCCAGGGACCGUGAAGAGGGAGCCCUCCCAAGCAACACCCCAGACGACGGCAGAGGUCGUGGGGCGCACUCCCACCUCCUCCCUCGACAAGCCAGGUGCACGUUCGUACAGUUUCACCGACGUCACGGUGGCAGUCCCCAUACUUGUCGUUGUGCUUUUCGGAGCAACCAUUGUGGUCAUCCGUGUGGUGCGUUGCAGACAAUCAAGGCAGACUUCCUGGACGCCCGGUGUUGAAAUGGAAAAUAUAGAAGGUGUGCCAAUGACUGGAGGAACCGAUGGCAGAGACGACGCGGAGAACCGCCACGCCGUCUAGGAAACUCCGGGGGACAACCAGGGCCCACAAAAGCUGGAGCGAAGGCGCCAACUCCGCUCUGGCUGCGGGGGACCUCGGAAAGACGCAAAGAGUCGGCGCCGGGGAAAAGCCUGCGAGGAUGGUAAAAUGUCCUGGCGUCAUUUCAUCCACUGGGUCUAGCCGAGGUCCCGCCUGGAAGAGCAGGGUCUCCGGCCUCAGGAUGGAAGCUGCCUGCCCGCCCCGCCCCGCCCUGCCUCAGGUGUAGGGCUGACCCGAGUCCCCAAAGUCUCAGGCGGUGAAGGCCUCAGGGCUUCCUAUGAGGACUUUAUUUUCUUACGUUUAUUCAGGAUAGCUUACCUGCUGGACUGUCUUUUCCGUCCCUCAUCCUGCCUUGUGGUUUACAGAGAAAACAAGUAUACCGAAAGUUCUAAGCGAAUGACCAGGCCUCCCUGUGUCAGGGGGUGUCUGCGAACAUGACACCAGCAUUUCAGCUCCUAAAACUCCCUCCAGCCGGGUGCUCUGCGCACAUUCAAAGGGAGCAAAGAGAUAUCGUGCUCCAUGAAUGCUCUCGAUUUAAGGAUUCGAAAAGAAAACUGAACUCAGUGACAUUUUCCAUAUAUAUGCAUUGAUAUUUAUACUUCCUUGUCUAUUAUAUCGAGAUGUUAGAUGUUGUGCCUUUUGAAACUGUGCCUUGUAUGAAUAAAAUAAAAUGUCUAUUUUCAAUUUUAAAAACGCACUAAAAGAAU
Molecule: messenger RNA, 1922 nt
Organism: Pteropus alecto (black flying fox)
Lineage: Eukaryota; Metazoa; Chordata; Mammalia; Chiroptera; Pteropodidae
Gene: IL15RA
Product: interleukin 15 receptor subunit alpha
Exons: 9
Coding region: 1-1197 (398 amino acids)
Biological process (GO): interleukin-15-mediated signaling pathway
Cellular component (GO): plasma membrane
Molecular function (GO): interleukin-15 receptor activity
Source: RefSeq, a predicted model, not a curated record